This is a messenger RNA of Strongylus vulgaris, 597 nucleotides long. NCBI's taxonomy places the organism in Eukaryota, Metazoa, Nematoda, Chromadorea, Rhabditida, Strongylidae. The record is from the annotation of a GenBank genome assembly.
AUGUCACAGGAGAAGAUCUUGGACGCAAAUUCGUCGGAAGAACAGGCCGAACAUGCGUCUGACCUGUUCCACAUCGACUUUAGCCACACUGGUCAUCCAUUAGCUAUUCUUACCUCAAUUCUUCUUAUAUCUCUCAUGAAAAUAGUGCUCGCACGAUUUCAUCGGGUACCACAUUCGGUAUUGUUACUGGGUUUCGGAAUAGCUACGGGUUUUUUCCUUUCACUUAUAUUUGAAGAUGAAAUUUACUUACGACCUUCUUGGUUCUUUAUCUAUUUACUGCCUCUCAUUGUUCUUGAAGCUGGAUAUUUUUUGAAGAACAAGCAGUUUUUCCGAAAUAUUGGAACAAUUUGUACCUAUGCUGUUGUUGGAACCUUAUUCAAUACGGUCUGCAUAGCUUUGAUGCUAUUCCUCCUUCGCGAUACAUUCUCCAUCCCUUUGUCCUUCCUCGAGAUAGCCGUCUUUGCUACUCUCAUAUGUGCUGUAGAUCCUGUUGCAGUUUUAUGCGUGUUCGAGGAUAUACAUGUGAACGAGCUGCUCUACAUUUGCGUAUUUGGUGAAAGUCUCCUGAAUGAUGCUGUUACCAUAGUGAGUUCGUAG